This is a messenger RNA of Dipodomys spectabilis (banner-tailed kangaroo rat), 930 nucleotides long. Its product is annotated as olfactory receptor 4C46-like. Gene Ontology annotation, cellular component: membrane. Lineage: Eukaryota; Metazoa; Chordata; Mammalia; Rodentia; Heteromyidae. Gene Ontology annotation, biological process: G protein-coupled receptor signaling pathway. Gene Ontology annotation, molecular function: G protein-coupled receptor activity; olfactory receptor activity. Bases 1 to 930 code for a protein of 309 amino acids. The transcript has a single exon. The record is from RefSeq and is a predicted model, not a curated record.
AUGGAGAACGGGAACAAUGUGACAGAGUUUGUCCUCCUGGGGUUAACACAGAAUCCAAAGAUGCAGAAAAUCAUAUUUGUCCUGUUUUUGGUCAUCUACAUCAUCACUAUGGUAGGAAAUGGGCUCAUUGUGGUCACCAUCACGGGCAGCAAACUCUUGGGGUCCCCCAUGUACUUUUUCUUAGACUAUCUCUCCUUCAUCGAUGCCUGCUAUUCCUCUGUCAAUACUCCUAAGCUGAUAGUGGACUCACUCAAGGAAAAGAAGACUAUCCACUUCAGUGGAUGCAUGACUCAAGUCUUUGGGGAACAUUUCUUUUCAGGCGCCGAGGUCAUCUUGCUGACGGUGAUGGCCUAUGACCGCUAUGUGGCCAUCUGUAAACCUUUGCACUACGCAACCAUCAUGAACUGGCAGAUUUGUCUUUUACUAGUGGGGGUUUCCUGGAUGGGGGGCUUUCUCCAUGCUACCAUACAGCUCAUCUUCAUUAUCCAGUUACCCUUCUGUGGCCCUAACGUCAUCGACCACUUCAUGUGUGAUCUGAGCCCUUUGCUCAAUCUUGUAUGCAUGGAUACUCACAUUCUGGGGUUCUUUGUUGCUGCCAACAGUGGCUUCAUCUGUGUGUUGAUCUUCCUCCUUCUGCUGGUCUCCUAUGUGGUCAUCCUACGCUCUCUGAGGAACCACAGCUCAGAGGCCAAGCGCAAAGCCCUCUCCACCUGUGGCUCCCACAUCACGGUGGUUGUGCUAUUUUUUUUGCCCUCCAUAUUUGUAUACAUGAGGCCAGCCGUGACUUUGUCCAUUGAUAAGGCAGUUGCUGUCUUCUAUAUGACAAUUACUCCCAUGUUAAAUCCUUUAAUCUACACUAUGAGAAAUGACCAGAUGAAGACUGCCAUUACAAAACUGUUUGCUAGGAAAGUUCUCUCAGUGGAAAACUAA